AUGCGCCAUAUGGCUGCUUAUAUCCUCAUGUACGAGGACAAGCUUCUACCCGAAGAAGAAGACGCAUUGUUUCCACAACUGCGUGCUCAACCCCGCUUGCUCCGGGUGGCUUUCAAUGCAGCAUACAACGUGAAGCUAGAGUUGCUUCGGGAUGGUAUCAACACCGAUCAGCAAGAUGGCACAAAUGGUCGACUUCAUGAGACCCAGCUUCAGCGGCCUACCGGAGAUCUGCCAUUAGGGCUAGACAAUUGGUUCUGCUCUGUCACCAAGGGCGUAAAGUCAGCCGAAGACGACUUUGAGUCUGUAGUUUGCGAAGGCUACUUCGACCCACGAUAG
Molecule: messenger RNA, 336 nt
Organism: Alternaria burnsii
Lineage: Eukaryota; Fungi; Ascomycota; Dothideomycetes; Pleosporales; Pleosporaceae
Exons: 1
Coding region: 1-336 (111 amino acids)
Source: RefSeq, a predicted model, not a curated record